Molecule: messenger RNA, 986 nt
Organism: Racocetra fulgida
Lineage: Eukaryota; Fungi; Glomeromycota; Glomeromycetes; Diversisporales; Gigasporaceae
Source: the annotation of a GenBank genome assembly
AUGUCUGAUAAAACUAAAAAAGUAAAGGUUACGAUUGAAACUUCACCAGAGUUUUUAGACAAAAUAAUGGAUGCUAUUAAUUCAGUAAAAUCAAAUUCCGUUAUUAGAAUAAUCGAAACAGACAUUAAUCUAAUGAAAGAGUUUUUAGAAAAAAUUCAAACAAUAUUUGAUGAAAAUUUUAAAAUCCUUUCACAAGAAGUGAACGUUCGAAAUCCAGAACUUAAAGGUUAUAAAUACAAUCCAGGUAUAAAAGUCCAUGAAAUUGAUCCGGCUAUGAUAAAAGAUCCUGCUUUGGGCAGUGAAACAGAUAGCCGAGGUAAAUUAAAGAAAGUAGUAAAAAGAAUAAUUAAAGAUGGAGUAGAAAUUGCGUGUAAAAAAAUUGAAAUCCCCACUGAAAAAGCAGCUAGCGAAGAAUACCAAAAGAACAUUGGAAAUAAAUAUUUAGACCUCCUUAACUGGAUGGCUCCAGAAAAGAUGCAAAAAUACAAAAUAAGCGUAAGUGGAAAAUCUCCAAAAACAGAUUCUGAAUUAUUCCCAUAUACACAAAAAUGUGAAAUAUUUAGCUUUGGAAUGUUGUUAUGGGAAUUGACUUAUCAAUCGAUUCCUUACAAAGAUGAUAGUAUGCAAAGCAUCAUCGAAAAUGUCAUUGCUGGCAAAAGAGAAAAAUGCAAAAUUGACCCAGAUUUAGAUUCGGAAAAUGAUUUGAUUCAAAAAAAUCUCAUAGUUAUCAUUGAAAAAGAUGUAAGAACGAGUCUUGAACAACUUUAUAUAGACAUAUCAAAUUUGUCUAAAAAAGUCAUUCCGGGUAAAGAUCCUGCCCUUUUAACCAUAAACCAACCUGAUGGCUCUCAUGAGGAUGAAGAAUCAGAAUUCAAUGAUCUUUAUAUCACUGAUUAUUCAGUAAAACGGAAAUUAAAACGGAAAUUAAAACGAAAAGUAAAACGAAAAGUGGAACGAAAAGAAAUAAAAACAAGUGAAAACGAUAA